Diospyros lotus (date-plum) is the source of this 2113-nucleotide messenger RNA. RefSeq lists its product as uncharacterized. The record is from RefSeq and is a predicted model, not a curated record. Lineage: Eukaryota; Viridiplantae; Streptophyta; Magnoliopsida; Ericales; Ebenaceae. Bases 655 to 1578 code for a protein of 307 amino acids. The transcript is spliced from 3 exons.
UGCUUUGGAUUCUCGUCCUCUGGGUGGCUAAUCUUUUCCAUUUCCGUUCAUUUAACCCCUUUGGAUCGUUGAAUUUGGGUUAUGGUCCCGUAAAGAUCAAACAAUUCAAUUCUGUUGCGUGGGAUUUGAAGGAUUGAUUUCGGGUUCCUUCCGCGUUGAGAUUAAAAUUCAAAUUCACAAUAGUGUGAAAUUCGAUUCGCAAAAGACUUUUGGCCCUGGGUUUUUGUGUUGGAAUUUGUGGUCAAUUAAGACUUUUUUUUUUUUUUGCUUUUUUUGAAUUGGAUCGGUUUAGGUUUUUUGGUGUUUUGGAUUGUUGAUUGUUGAAUUCUGUUCGUGUUUUUGUGGGGGUGGGGGGCAAUUGAGUCCAAUUAGGGCUUCCGAAUUGGUUCAAUUUGCGGUUCUUUCGGGACAAUUUUUGGUUUUGGAUUGGUUUAAUUUGGGGUUUUCUCGCUUUUGAUUUGGCUCAAUUUUGGGCGAUUGCGUGCCGUUUUGGGUUAUGAAUUUUCUCUUGGGGAUUCACUUGGCGUUGAAUUCGUUCUAGUUCAGGUUUGGGGGGCUUUUGAAAAGAUAAUGAGCUUUGAAUGUUGUUAGUGGUGGUGGUGGUUGUUUGAGCGCACUGCGGAGGUGAAGUGGUGGCGGACGGCGGCGGCUGGGAUGGACUGUAGAGUCUAUACGGCCACCGGAGACAUGUGGGUAAGAAUGGCCGGAGGCGGGGGAAAGUACGUGGGUCAGAUGAGCCAUGAGAGCGAGCACGACUUGGCCGUCAUGGUCAGUGAUUUCUUGGAGAAUGGUAGUGCUGGCACCGACUCUUGGCAGAGCAGCGACAGCGAUUCUGGCUUCUGCGAUCUUGCUCACCUCGCCAACAACAUUUUGUGUUACAAUCUCUCUGCUGACCGAUAUGAGAGUGACUUGCUGUCAGUGGUUAAUUCCCUUCUACUAUCUAUCAGUGACACAGACCUUCACCUUGUCAAUUCAGGUCCAUGUAGUAAUGCCGGCUGUGUCAGGUUUUCUCUAGUGAAGCUUCUGAGGCUUUCUGGUUAUGAUGCUGCUCUUUGUUCAUCAAAGUGGCAGGGUACUGGGAAGGUCCCUGGAGGAGACCAUGAAUAUAUUGAUGUGGUAAAUUACAAAGGUGCUGGAAGCUCUGACCGGUUGAUCAUUGAUAUAGACUUCAGAAGCCACUUUGAAAUAGCUAGAGCUGUUGAAUCCUAUGACAGAAUACUCAACUCCCUUCCUGUUGUUUACGUGGGCUCCUUAGCUAAGUUGGAACAGUUCCUUCAAGUUAUGGUUGAAGCUGCUAGAUCUUCUCUCAAGCAGAACUCAAUGCCGCUUCCUCCAUGGAGGUCUCUUGCUUAUUUGCAAGCAAAGUGGAACUCUCCCUACCAAAGACAGGUUAGUCCAGACAAACAGCGAAGAACUCUUCCUUCUGAGCAUAAGCAGUGUAUAGGACACUUGAAGAGGAUUCAAUCUUUGCUCCAGUCCGAGAUAAGGGUGGAACGACUGCUGAAGCCUAUAAACAGAGAAAAUAACAGGAGGCUGAAGAUCGAGAGGUGGAUGCAUUCGUCAAUCAGGACACUUUGAGAGGCGCAGAAAUACCUGCCCUGGGAUUGGAUUUCUUCUCCCUUUCAUACAAUAAAAUUCCAAAAUUAGAAGUUGAUAUUCAUUCAUAUAGCUGAGGCAAUGCAACACGGAAACAAUAACACGCCAAAAAUUGUGGUGGAAACGUUUUUCUUUUUCCAUCUGACGAGGAGUUAUAGUUCAGAAAUCACCUUACUUUCUCUUGCACAAGCGGGAACAAGAGCACUAGGACUAUUGAACUCUGCUGGAGGUAUCUCUAAAAACCCUCAAAUCUUGACACGGAAACCAGUUCAACCUGCUUCAGUUUAACCCUGGAGCCAUUGUAUUUUGUUUUUCUUGAGCAUAAUUGAAAAUGUGUCUUUUCCAUGUCCAUAAUGUUGUGGGGAUGGAUACUAAGUUUUGUUCUAUUCUUUAUUCUUGUUUGAUGCUUAAUUGUCAUUCUUCCCCAGCGGUCAAUAAGGGUUGAUUUUGUUUUGUACUCUUGUUCUAUUCACCAUAUUAUUAUAGUUGGUGGUUUUAUUACACUUUUUUUUCAUCA